Messenger RNA from Aspergillus wentii DTO 134E9, 2609 nucleotides. RefSeq names its product actin family protein. Gene Ontology annotation, cellular component: NuA4 histone acetyltransferase complex; SWI/SNF complex. The transcript has 3 exons. The coding region runs from base 402 to 2150 and encodes 582 amino acids. Gene Ontology annotation, biological process: regulation of transcription by RNA polymerase II. NCBI's taxonomy places the organism in Eukaryota, Fungi, Ascomycota, Eurotiomycetes, Eurotiales, Aspergillaceae. Gene Ontology annotation, molecular function: chromatin binding. The record is from RefSeq and is a predicted model, not a curated record.
UCCACAGUUUGUCCCGUAUGCCCCGUAAACCGGUCGCACAUGGCCUGAAUUUUCUCAUCUUCAAGGUCCUCCGCCGCUGUCAAGACGGCGGCCUGGCUCCCAUUGUCAGCGGUUGGUCGCGGGGUGGUCGAGAAUUCAAUGCCUCCUUUGCGAGCUCGACGGGGCCGUCGGAGGCGCAUCACAUCCGUAAGUUGAGUAGCGGCAUCGGCGCCUUGAUGGGCCUGAGAAGUAGAAGAAUGACUGGCCUCUGUUCCGUUCACCCCGGCUGGCGCUUCAUCUUGAUCUUCUGCUGUAGGAUCAGGACGACGGCGCAAGAACUUUCGUCUCUUGACCGGUCGAAAGAGAGUUUCAGGAUUUGGGCCAAAUUCCGUAUCCAUGACCAUCACAAAUGACCAUAGGCUAUGGAGAUGGAAAAGUUGAAAGAUAGGGGAAACGUAGAUGGAUCAAAAAGUUGCGAAAGAAGGUGGCCAAAAAGAGGCCUGCCUCUUAGGGUCGGCGGUCGUUGGAGGGCGUCGCGCUCUUUUCUGCGGGAGGUUCCAUCCGCGCCAACCUACGCCGUGGUGAUCUCCGCCGCGAAUAACAUCCAUCGUCUUCGCACAACCCUGCGUGACUCCAACCCCUUGAUUCUGGUGUCGCUUGGAUUGUCUCUUCAAAGGUCAUCGCCCAAGGCAUCAAACUUUUCUCAAAGCCGUCAUACAGGCUGUGUCCACGCCGUCCGGGCACCCUUCAAUAUGAACCCUUCAAUCCCACCUUCAGCUGCCGAAUAUGGCGGAGAUGAGGUUUCGGCUAUUGUUCUUGAUCCCGGAUUUUCAACGACACGCGCUGGCUUUGCGGGGGAGGAUACGCCGAAAUCGCUGAUCCCGACCUACUAUGGAAAAUACUCUUUCGAUGGACAAGAAAAGUUCAUAUAUGGUGACGACGUCUUUGUCACUCCCCGCCCCGGCCUGUCGGUUCACAAUCCGAUAGGCAGAGAUGGAAUCGUGGAGGAUUGGGAUAUGGCAGAGAAAGUGUGGGAAUACUCAUUUACAUCGCGAUUGACUGGUGCUAAACCGGGAAAUCCCUUUCAAAACGGUCUGAACGAUGUCGCCGAUGGUGAGCUGCCUGCGGAAAUGGAGGGAGUCGAAGCUGAAGAGAAACCUCUCGCGGACAGCCCGCUCCUCAUGACUGAGUCCGGGUGGAAUCCUACAAAAGCACGCGAAAAGACCAUCGAAAUCGCCAUGGAGAAAUGGGGGACGCCAGCUUUCUACAUAGCAAGAAACGGCGUUUUGGCAGCUUUUGCUGCCGGUAAGGCUUCUGCUCUUGUCGUUGACAUUGGUGCUUCCAAUAUCUCCGUGACGCCGGUUCAUGAUGGAAUGAUUUUGAAGCGGGGCGUUCAGCAUUCUCCUUUAGGUGGUGAUUAUAUCUCGUCGCAGAUUCGCGCCUUAUUCAAGGCUAACUCGCCACAACCGAUUACCAUAACGCCCCAUUAUCUUAUUUCUUCUAAAACCGCCGUCGAAGCGGGUCAGCCUCCGCAGGCCAAUUACAAGACCUUCCCACCCGAGAAGGCACCAGACUCCUCGUACCGCACGCUGCUCGAAGAACGAACGCUCUCGGAAUUCAAGGAGUGCGUCGUCCAGGUUUGGCCGGGGCCCAACAAGCUUUCUGCGACUGGUCUAAACGGCGUCUCAAAUGAAGAGAUUGCGAAGAGCAGCCCGGGUCGGCCCUAUGAGUUUCCCGAUGGUUACAACCAGGUGUUUGGCGUCGAUCGAUAUAGGGUGGUAGAAUCCUUGUUCGAUGCCAAAGCCGCCAUUCCGGACCCCGAGUCGUCGUUCCCCGCGCCAACCCAAGCGCAAACUGUCCCAGAACUCAUCAAGAGCGCCCUGAAUGGCGUUGACGCUGACAUCCGUCCCCAUUUGCUAGCCAACGUCGUCGUGACCGGUGCUUCGAGCUUGCUUUAUGGCUUCACCGACCGCUUGAACCAGGAGCUCAUGCAGACCUUCCCCGGCCCGCGGGUCAGGAUUUCGGCUCCUGGGAACACCGCAGAGCGAAGAUUUGGCUCCUGGGUUGGAGGUAGUAUCCUCGCCAGUCUGGGUACCUUCCAUCAAAUGUGGAUUUCAAAGAAGGAGUACGAUGAGCAUGGCCCGAACAUCGUUGAGAAGCGUUGCAAGUAAACACUAUAUACGUCAUGAUCAGUCGCAUCAUCGACUUCCCCAAAUAUCUACCCAUUUUCAUUUAUCUACCUACACCUUUUUUUCUUUUCUGGGAACUUGCUCAUGCCCACUUCAAUGGUGUGAUCUCCUUUACUUAGUUGGGGGGCGUACUCAGUGCUACGGUCACGACUGAGAAGCUUUUGGCGAUGUUUCCCAAGAAGUCGCAAAGCAACUGGAAGUUAUUCUUCGCAUUAGAUUAUCUGUACGAGUAAUGCCAUUCAAUUCCCUUGGUUUUCAGUCCUGCACUGUUCCUACCUACAGCAAAUUUAUCAUCAUCUUGACCACUUGCCAUUUGGCUUGUUCUUUCCCUCUUCUCUUUCUCCUUUCUAUAGAACUUGGAGUGGGAUAUCUUGAAUACUAUUCUACCAUGUAUGAAUUUUGAUCUCACGUAUAGGUAAUAAUUCGCCAAAGAUAAAUGGU